This is a messenger RNA of Sapajus apella (tufted capuchin), 2821 nucleotides long. RefSeq names its product ribosomal protein L23a (gene RPL23A). The transcript has 2 exons. Bases 926 to 1402 code for a protein of 158 amino acids. Lineage: Eukaryota; Metazoa; Chordata; Mammalia; Primates; Cebidae. Gene Ontology annotation, molecular function: structural constituent of ribosome. The record is from RefSeq and is a predicted model, not a curated record. Gene Ontology annotation, cellular component: cytosolic large ribosomal subunit; ribosome. Gene Ontology annotation, biological process: translation; ribosomal large subunit assembly.
CGUUCCUGUCUCUUGGCGUGGCAAUCCUCUUCCCUGAGACUGGCAGUUGAUCAAGAUGGGAAGCUCCUGGAACCAGACCCGAGCGACACCCGCUACGCGGGCCACUGCCCUGAGCAAAUAAACGCGUGUCUUCCAAAAACUACAACCCCCAUGAAGCUUUAGUGCCUUUGAGGGGAGGAGUGGUACAUGCUAGGUCACGCUCGAAAAAGAAAUUACACCUAACUACCGUUCCCAGAAGGCGCCACUCUGCAAAUUACCCAGUCAGCUCUAAGUACAAAGCAUCGCGAGUCUUUGGUGCGAUUUGGCGCUAUAAGCCCGUGAGAACGCGCACCGGAGACCCUUUUCACAAGAUGGCGCCGAAAGCGAAGAAGGAAGGUGUGUGUUGGGGAUGGGGGCCACUGUUGGUUUACCGGGGAUCGUCGCGCCGCAGAGCGAACGAAUUGGGAAUAUGGCAGCUGGACUAGGCCCUGACGGUUGUGCUCCGAAGCUGCUCCCCGCGUUUCGGACACGCAGUAUACGUGGGCCGCGUGGGCCCAGCCUCAUGGGCUGAGUUCCUGUGGAGGGAGUUGGGGAGGUCACCCCACCGGCAUUAUCACCCGCCAGGGAGAGCCAGACAGUCGGCUCUGGGAAGCUGUACGCAUCCACAAGUUGGCGCUCCAUGUACCCGGGUCUGUAAGGAGUUAGUGCCCUCAGCUUUACUCAUUUUCCUUCUGGUUCACCUUUGAUCGGGCUACAUUACCCGCCCCCUCCGCGUGGUUUUGCGAUGGGGUAUGUGUAAAAUUCGUAGGACAUGUUCUGGAAAGUUAUCAAGCUUUCCUUCAGUGCUACUUUGUUUCUUAGUCGUAUUCCUGGAGCUGCGAGUUGGUCACUUUCGCCUCUGGUAUCGUGCAUAUGAUGGAAAAAUUUUAAUCUCCUGACACUUGUGAUGUCUGCAAAGGAACCACUGAUGCACGUGUGGCCAGGGUCGCCCACUGUAGUUCUUGAGGCCGGAAGUGGCCUAUUUUUAAAUUCCUCACCCUCAUUUUCUUCUCUCCCAGCUCCUGCCCCUCCUAAAGCCGAAGCCAAAGCGAAGGCUUUAAAGGCCAAGAAGGCAGUGUUGAAAGGUGUCCACAGCCACAAAAAGAAGAAGAUCCGCACGUCACCCACCUUCCGGCGGCCCAAGACACUGCGACUCCGGAGGCAGCCCAAAUAUCCUCGGAAGAGCGCCCCCAGGAGAAACAAACUGGACCACUAUGCUAUCAUCAAGUUUCCGCUGACCACUGAGUCUGCCAUGAAGAAGAUAGAAGACAAUAACACACUUGUGUUCAUUGUGGAUGUUAAAGCCAACAAGCACCAGAUCAAACAGGCUGUGAAGAAGCUCUAUGACAUUGAUGUGGCCAAGGUCAACACCCUGAUUCGGUGAGUUGGGCCUCAAGGGAUAUGGAGUGCACUGGACCAGCAGGCUGCAGCCAGAAAUCCUGUGGUUCAUAAGCUCUCCUUGAUGUUUAUAGUCCCAGCUACGUAGGAGGAUCGCCUGAGCCCAGGAGUUUGAGACUGCAGUGACCUAUGAUUGUCCCAUUGUACUCUAGCCUAAGCAAUCAAGCAAGACCCUUCCAAAAAAAAAAUUCCCCUGGACCUUUUAGCAGGGGGAAAAGUUUCCUUGAUUUACACUUGGGGUUAGAAGUAGGUUUCCCAGUGUAUGAGCCUUGAGGCAGGAAUUACAGACUGCUGUAAUUACAGACCUUUGUAAGGACCUCAGGCAGCACUUUCUAGGACUUGAUUGUGGGGUUCAUUGGUGCUCAUUUUCUGGGGCCUCUGGAAUGAGACAGUUCCUUGCAAAUUACCUUGGUUUAAGUCUCAACUUGGCCUAUGAUGUUUCCCUUAAGAGAAUUGGCUUUGUAGCUUCAUAAUGUCCUCUGGGUUAAUGAUAGAAAAAUCAUUAUUGGAAAGGAAUGACAUAAACAAAGGAACCACUGAAGUGCCAGAGGACUGGGGGAGGAAGUGGGGGAGGGUGUGUGGGCAGUGAAGGCGGCAGGGAUUAAGGCUUCCUUCUCUACCCCAGGCCUGAUGGAGAGAAGAAGGCAUAUGUUCGACUGGCUCCUGAUUACGAUGCUUUGGAUGUUGCCAACAAAGUAAGUUUCCUUCCUACAAACUCCUUAAUGCUCAUCCCUGGGUGCAAAUGAUGCAUAUGCUAGUGACCAAAGCCUGGCUUUUGCUGAUUAGUCAUAAUUAACUGACUCCACUUGUAUCCUUAAGCCUUACCCUCAUGUUCCUCAUUUUGCUUUCUAAAAAUUCCAGUUUAAUCUUCAUGUUUCAACGCCAGUAACAAAGCUGCUUUUUGUUUUUCAGAUUGGGAUCAUCUAAACUGAGUCCAGCUGGCUAAUUCUAAAUAUAUGUAUAUCUUUUCACCAUACACAUGCCUCUCUGUCAAUUUCUGGUUGGGUGGGAGGCCAUACACAGGAACUGUUGUUGUAACUUGCCCACUGCUUGGGCAAGACUCCUGUUCUGCUUAUCCUUUUGAAACUCACCCUGCCACUCACUCCUCCAUCCUUGAUCAUUCCACAGAUCUUUGUGACUAGCGUUAGUGUCCUAGGAAAACCAGAACUCAGAGCUUGCCUCCAUGGUUGAGCGUAACAAAAAGCUUUACAAGAACCCCUUUCAUCCCUCGAAGAGGCUGUGUGUGAAACCAGUGCCCAGAGUUUGAAGCACGUUAGCAUCCAUUUCAGAGGAGUGUGGGUUGGCUGGCUUUCCAGUAGCAUUUUGUCCUCACACACCCAUUCGCUAUGUCCAACCGGUCUGUCUGCUUCCCUCACCCCUUGCCCAAUAAAGGACAAGGACUUCA